Notechis scutatus (mainland tiger snake) is the source of this 990-nucleotide messenger RNA. The record is from RefSeq and is a predicted model, not a curated record. NCBI's taxonomy places the organism in Eukaryota, Metazoa, Chordata, Lepidosauria, Squamata, Elapidae.
GGGGGGGGGGGGGGAAGAGUGUCAAGAUGGCGGCGGCUGAGGAGGAGGAGGUCUCGCUGCCGCCGCCACCGCUGGUGCCACCGACGCCGCCGAGGAAUUGCAGGAUGAGGCCGUUUCCUGGAGACUUGGUCGCCCAGCACUCUUGAUCCCACAACUUUGCAAAAAACACCCACGACAAUGUCCAGCUCAAGCUACCCUCCCAACCAGGGUGCGUUCAGCACGGAGCAGGGCCGAUACCCGGCGCAUUCGGUCCAGUAUACCUUUCCCAGUGGCCGGCACCAGCAGGAGUUUGCGGUCCCGGAUUUCCGCACGUCUCACUUGGAAGUCGGCCAGGGUAGCCAACUUCUGCAGCAGCAGCAGCAGCAGCAGCUCCGCCGCCGGCCCUCUUUGCUCUCCGAAUUUCAUCCUGGCUCAGACCGGCCUCAGGAGAGGAGAUCGGGCUACGAGUCCCAGUUCCACGCUGGCCCUUCCCAAGCCGACCACGAUGCGCUGGACUCCAAGCGGCCACGCCUGGACCAGGUUUCGGACUCUCAUUACCAGCGGGUCAGUGCCACUGCGGUCCUGCCCUUGGCCCACCAGCUCCAGGAAGGGCUGCGCUCAUCGGACCUGAAGAAGGAGUCCAUCUUCGGAGGCAAGCAUGAAGGCCCUCCGUCGCCCAUGUCGAGCCAGUCGUGCGGAGAGGACCAGAACGCCUCUCCCUCCAAGCUGUCGAAGGAAGAGCUCAUCCAGAGCAUGGACCGGGUCGACCGGGAGAUCGCGAAAGUGGAGCAGCAGAUCCUCAAACUGAAGAAAAAGCAGCAACAGCUGGAGGAAGAAGCGGCUAAACCGCCUGAACCGGAGAAGCCCGUCUCCCCUCCGCCGGUGGAGCAGAAACACCGCAGCAUCGUCCAGAUCAUCUACGAUGAGAAUCGGGUAACGCUUCCUCCCUUCGUCCCUUGCUUAGUCUUGCUGAGAACUUUUGGGGGGAAGGAAGACCUCGUUCGGUCUUGA